GAUGGCAAGCUCCGACGUGCAGAGCUACCUAGCUAGUAGUGCAACUGUGCAAGUUAGAGCUACAGCCAAAGGGCAGCCAUGGCCACGGCUACCGCUGCUUCACCUGUGCAACAGAGGUGCUGCAUGUUCCCCGGCCGCGAGCACCGGACCGCGAUCACGGUGCCGGAGUUCAAGGAGUGGCUGAAGCAGUUCGACACCAACCACGAUGGCCGGAUCAGCAGGAAGGAGCUCCGGGAGGCCAUCCGCCGCCGGGGCGCGUGGUUCUCCAACCUUAAGGCCCUGUUUGCUGUCCGGCGCGCCGACAAGAACCGCAACGGCUUCGUGGACGACUGCGAGAUCGAGGGCCUCAUCGUGUUCGCCGAGAAGGAGCUCGGCUUUAAGGUCACUCCUUGAACUCCGGCGUACACGUUGUAUUAGUGAAUUCCGUCUAGUAGAGACAGCUCGUCUGGUUCGCUCUACAGGACGUACACGUACGUUGUAUUAGUGAAUUUCGUCUGUUUUUCGUGCCACGUACUUAAGUAAGUUUGUAUACUGUAGUAGCUAGGUUUUUUCUUUUCACUCACCCUCUAUAUAUAUGUGUGUGUUGUAGCUAGCUGGUUGGUAGCUCAGCUUUCCCCUCCUGAAUAAUUUAUAUGUGCGAGGAGGAAGGUGUACUCUACAGCUAGCUUGUAUCUUGUUAUGAUUUAGAGUUUGUAUAAUAAAAUAAAAUGAUUUAAAUAA
Molecule: messenger RNA, 720 nt
Organism: Phragmites australis (common reed)
Lineage: Eukaryota; Viridiplantae; Streptophyta; Magnoliopsida; Poales; Poaceae
Product: calmodulin-like protein 4
Exons: 1
Coding region: 79-393 (104 amino acids)
Molecular function (GO): calcium ion binding
Source: RefSeq, a predicted model, not a curated record